Neolamprologus brichardi is the source of this 483-nucleotide messenger RNA. The record is from RefSeq and is a predicted model, not a curated record. Lineage: Eukaryota; Metazoa; Chordata; Actinopteri; Cichliformes; Cichlidae.
AUGCUGUUCCUGCUUUCAUUGCAGGCAAAGUUCCUGACUCAGGAUCAGAUUAACGAGUUUAAGGAGUGUUUCUCGCUGUACGACCGCCAGCGGAAAGGCAAGAUCGAAGCCAAGGAGCUGAUAACAGUGAUGCGAUGCCUGGGGUCGAGCCCCACCCCCUCCGAGGUCCAGCGCCACCUCCUGAGCCACAACAUGGCCCGGGAAGGAGAGCUGGACUUCUCCACCUUCCUGAGCAUCAUGCACCGGCAGCUCCAGCAGGAGGCGCCAGAGCAGGAGAUUUUGGAGGCCAUGAGGAUGGCCGACAAGGAGCAGAAAGGCUUCAUCCUGGCCUCUGAGCUGCGAGCCAAACUCACCGGGCUGGGAGAGAAACUGACGGACAAAGAGGUGGACGAGCUGCUGCAGGAGGCGGGUGUUGGAGCAGAUGGGCGGGUCCACUGCGAGCAGUUCGCUAAAGUGGCGACGCGCUGCCACACAAAGCACUGA